AUGAGUAAUGAACAUAUCCUGUCCAUGUGGCUCAUCAAACACCCUGCCUGCGACCAUCUGGACUACUCUCCCGAAUUCGAAAAUAUCUCGUUUGAGGAAUCAAGGCAGAGGUUGAAGCCCAUUAAAGAAGGUAGUCCGCGACAGACACCGAAAGACGCUUUCCGCGGCGUCCGCCAACAACAAAGUGGUCACCAGAGUACGACAUCCUCCCAUCCUUCUUCGAGUCACGGCAUACCUAGGGCAGCUCGGGAGUCAGUCGACCGCUUGGUCGAUGUUUUCGAAAAGAAGGAGAGGCUCAGCAGAACACCCACAGCACGACUAGACCGUCGUUCCACCAACCCAUCGCCCUCUUUGCAACAAAGAUAUUUCACAGCUCUUCAAUCACAGAGGCAGCCCUUGUCUGACUAUCGACUCGAACAAGCCUACACUUCACAGCCUCUUCAAGAGGAAGCGCUUCGAAGAGUUGAGAAAGUACUGAGUAACCGAUUGUCCAGCACCUCUGUAGCACCUUCUGAGAGUACACAACCGAGUAUCCCACCCCCAGGCAGAUGGUCGGAUCAGGAAAAGCCAAAAGUCAGAGUCAGAGCAUCCUCCAAUUCUAUCUCGAUCAUCAUCCCUGAGGGCUUUGAACUACCUCUUGUGGCAACAAUAAGCUCGGCUGGCUCGUUCGAGACACAAGUAUCCAGUAUAGAGAACGAUAAAGAGAGCGAGGUAAGUACCAUCUCAGGUGAAACAUCAGGGCCUCCAUUACGAUCACGUAGAGCCACAAAUCCUAGACAGAGCACGACUUCAAGUCGAGACAGCGAAAGUCAAGAUAUAGCAGCCGGCCUUGCGUUGCCUUUUCUCGCGAGAAUUAGUGAAGGCCGACUCAACGUCUCUGAAGCUUCGUUACCAGCACCUCAGCAUUCAGAUAUUUCAGCCCAAGGUCAGGUAUUUGCACCUUCUCAUCAAGUCGCUGACGAGGCCACUGCUUCUCAAGACCGUGACCGCGAGGACGACCACGACCACGACCACGACCACGACGACAAUCAUAAAUCUACUUCGCCACCUCUUGGUAAUCCUGAAGACGGUGAAGCUACUGGAAGGACGAGUGUGCCGAGAGGCAUCGUUGAUCAAACCGAUUCUACAGCUUCCGUCGCGGUCGCGGCUGAGCCCAUCGGGUCAGACAGAAGCAGGAAUGAAAGCCCACGAGAGGUUAUCAUAGGUCCUACGAAUAUUGUGUCGAUUCCUGAGUCAAGGUCUGACCCUGCCGUCAACCAUUUGUCGGGUGCUCUGCCCAUAGAACGGCCCUUCGACACAUUUGACUUGCCUCAAAUCCGAGUUCACAGACCGAGUGGAACGAUCAUAACCGCCAUGGAGAGCCCAGGUGUCCCUCCAACUCCGGCUCCAUCAGCUGUUGACCAGACCCCAGGAGCACCACACGGCCCGCUAGACGCUUUUCCUUUCACCAAUGCUGCAGCUCCACAGCCAGCUGGGUUUCCAAACAUAGCGGCGGUCACGGACGCACUUCCUCUCAAUGCGGCGGCCAAUGCCCUCCCAGCGAUUGGGCCUACAGGUAUAUCUGCUCUCUAUGGAAAAACUCGCAGACGUAGAAAGGUGGUCCAGAAAGUCCGUAAAACAGUUGUCAGGAAGAAGCUGCUCUCCCUCAUCAUCGGCCGGGAGCUAGCCAACCUCGUAUAUCCUGUAUUGAAUGAGGCAACAACCGGGCUCCCGACUGGGCUCCCGACUGGGCUCCCGACUGGGCUGCCGACUGGGCUGUUGUCAAUGGAUGGUGCGAACGACUUUCCUGACUCAUACUCAAGACCGAAAAGGAGACAGCGUUCGGACCGAUUAAGCAGGGCAGUUGCCGUGGCUAUCGUGGAGGCCGAAGAGGAAAACCGUAAAUUUUGCUCCAGAUGCAGGGGUCUGGUCAGCACGCAACUCCACCAGAGACUUUAUCGAUUGGAACUCCUACGAGACCGGCCCAGAAUGAGGUUCAGCAAAAGAUUUGCAAUUGCACUGGCGAAGGCAGAGCCCAUGGAGUGUCGAUGCCACAAGAUGAAGGUGCCAAAGAACAACUUCAGCAAUCUAGGUUAUGGCCUCUCGCCACUACCAUCAUGA
Molecule: messenger RNA, 2100 nt
Organism: Exophiala oligosperma
Lineage: Eukaryota; Fungi; Ascomycota; Eurotiomycetes; Chaetothyriales; Herpotrichiellaceae
Exons: 4
Coding region: 1-2100 (699 amino acids)
Source: RefSeq, a predicted model, not a curated record